Messenger RNA from Penicillium olsonii, 645 nucleotides. NCBI's taxonomy places the organism in Eukaryota, Fungi, Ascomycota, Eurotiomycetes, Eurotiales, Aspergillaceae. The record is from the annotation of a GenBank genome assembly.
AUGGCAAACCGCCCGGUGGUCGAGUUCUAUUUCUCCUUCAUUUCGCUAUGGUCGUACAUCGGAAGCCGCCGGUUUCAGCAACUGGCAAAGGAGACAAAUGCACACAUCAUCUACAAACCAGUUGAUCUUCUGUACAUUUUCUCAAUAUCCGGCGGGCUGCCCGUGAAGCAACGCUCGGGGCAGCGCCAAGCUUAUCGUCUCCUUGAGAUGGAGCGCUGGCGGAAAAUUCGAAACAUUCCGAUCGUUCAGCAACCAAAGUUCUAUCCAGCAGAUCCGUCGCUUGCGCACCGUGUUCUCCUAGCGGCUAUCGAAGAGGAAGGAUCGGACAGUGUGCGAGUCCAGGAAUUUGCACACAAAGGGAUGGAGGCAGUCUGGGCGAAAGAGCUGGAUAUCGCCGACGCCGACACUAUUGCCCAGUUGGCAGACGAGGCGGGUCUUGAGGGAAAUCGCUUGUUGGAGAGGGCCCAGAGUGAGGAUCUCUUGGUGACGAAGGAAUUGGGUUCCAUCGAAGAAGCCAAGUCGAAGAAUGUCUUCGGUGCUCCCUUUUAUUUUCUGGGAGAUGAAGGAUUCUGGGGGCAAGACCGGUUGGAGAUGCUCGAAGAAGUAAUCCGAUCGGGAAGAGACCCAAUCAAUAUUCAGGCUUGA